This is a messenger RNA of Anopheles marshallii, 957 nucleotides long. Its product is annotated as tRNA-uridine aminocarboxypropyltransferase 1. Gene Ontology annotation, biological process: tRNA modification. Gene Ontology annotation, molecular function: tRNA-uridine aminocarboxypropyltransferase activity. Lineage: Eukaryota; Metazoa; Arthropoda; Insecta; Diptera; Culicidae. The transcript has a single exon. Gene Ontology annotation, cellular component: nucleus. The coding region runs from base 1 to 957 and encodes 318 amino acids. The record is from RefSeq and is a predicted model, not a curated record.
AUGGCCUCGUCUGAAACCGCCCAGCGGCCGGAUCCGUUCGAAGGAAUGGACAUUGCGGAAACCGACUUCUUAAUGGACGUUGAGGGCCGGAGCUGUUGUUCUCGAUGUGGAAAGUCACGCAAGUUUUUCUGCUACACAUGCUACGUCCCCGUCGGGGAAAUAGAAUCCCGUGUGCCUCGCCUUACGCUGCCGGUGAAAAUCGACGUCAUAAAGCAUAGGAAUGAGAUCGAUGGCAAAAGUACGGCAGUUCAUGCAGCCAUCCUUGCGCCAGAUGAUGUUAAAAUAUACACCUAUCCAAACAUCCCCGACUAUCGGAUGGAGGAGGACGUUGUGCUGAUAUUCCCCACACCGACCGCGCUGACGGUGGCCAGCUUGUUUAGCGGCGAAACGUACCAGAUGAAGGAAAACUAUGGCCUUCCCAAGGGAUAUCAUAUGGGUACGCUAUUGCGCUUUCGCUUGAACGACAUCGUGGACACGCACCAUCAACCGAAUGGGUCCAGUUCGAUCGAAUGCAACACAGGCAACUUCCCUGUGAAACGGGCCGUGUUCAUUGACAGUACCUGGAAUCAGUGCCGUGGUAUAUACAAGGACGAGCGACUGUCGUGUUUGCGUACCGUUGUGAUACAGAACAGGAUUUCCCAAUUCUGGCGCCAUCAGCGCAACAGUCCACGCUGGUUUCUUGCGACAGUCGAAGCCAUACAUCAGUUCGUGCUGGAAGUGCACAUUGCUGCCUGGGGACUGGACAGCCGGUACCGUGGACUGGAUCACAUUCAUCUGAAAAUGGAUCAAAUACCGCAGGAUCGUAUUUUUCAUCCGAGCGAAGUGAGCCCGGACGGAGUCCAGCCGUACAAUGGACAAUACGAUAACUUACUGUUCUUCUUCCGUCACAUGUACAAUCUCAUACAUAAGCAUUAUGAUCACGAGAAAUUAAAAGCGUACAAACGGCCACUGUACUAG